AGCCGCCGGCCCGGAGAGGCACAGUGACGGACAGGCGUCCCAGCAGUUCACUCGCAGUAGGCUAGUACUCCCCAAGAUAACAGCAUGUUGGUUCAUGUGUUGCUGUUUGCACUUGUGGCCUGCGCCGCCGCCUUCGAGGACACUGUGAACCUGGUGCCGGCUGAUGGCGCUGCCGCCGACCCCCGGUUUUUCUUCAUUGGUAACACCACGGGCCUAACCAUCAAUCUGGGCACAAUCAUAGCCAGUGCCGUGGCCGGACUGGCCGGUCUUAUCCUGCUCGCUGGACUCGCCUAUCUGCUCUAUCUGUUGAGCGCCGGUGGAGACGAGACAGGCUACUCAGGCUACCCAGCGUAUGGCGCCUCUGGCGGCCACCACGCGAGCGGCUACUCCGCCCGUUCUGCGUCCGGCUCUGACCCGUACUCGGCCAUCUGGGACAACCUGUCCGUCCUCGACUGGAUCGCCAUGAUGGAGGAGGUCUACCGCAAGUUCGACGCCAACAAGAUGGAGUGCCAGCAGCGCGUGGUGUGCGAGCUCCACCAGAACGAGAACACCUGGGGCUCGACCGCCCGCAAGAUGAACGACGCUUUCGGCUACCUGCAGUACCUGGAGCUGCUGAACCUGCCCGCCGACCUGCGCGUGGUGCUCGACCAGUACCUGGAGGCCGCCAACCGCGGCCGCUCCAGCCAGAAGAGCUGCGAGGAGCUCUACGCCAACUGCGAGUUCAGCGUCAAGGCCCUCAUCAGCAAGUACAACGGAUCCAACAGCAUCUAAACGCCGCCUAACCGACAGCAACCGUUGUUAACUUAUUGAUAGUUAUUUAUUGCCAAGCCGGGCAGUUGCGAGCGUGCCAGUGAUGCGGCCUGGUGCGCGUGCGCAAAGGAGACGACUGACUGCCGGCGGACGCCAGUGUACAUAGGACAUGUGACGCACGACAAAGCCUAGUCCAACAUUCUGCCCUCCAUUCCCGCAGUGCGACGGGACUGUAGCUCAACUAGUAGUCGCGCCCAGCUGCGUUCAUGCAUUCGUUACAAAUAGAAUCAGCUUAGUCCCUGACCAACGACCGACACAGGACCUGACAUUGUGACUGCAAAGGGAGAGAGAGGGUGGGAGGGAGGGAGAGGGAAAGAGGCCGGUAAGGGCCCCGACGCUUGACUGACUGCUGCGCUGGCGGCGCGACAGGUGCUCACAACGCAUUGCUAGACUGUGUUUUAGUUUGCUGACCGACACUUGUUGACUUGUCAUCCUACGACAGGGAUUGUUUAUUGUUGCCUGUUGUUCUGCAUACAUGCCCCCUGAUGUUGUUGUGUUAUUUAUUGUUUCAUUUGACGACGACUGACGUGGCCUCACGAAAUGUGACGCGAAGAAUGACAAUAAAUUCCCCCUGAUGUACGCCUA
Molecule: messenger RNA, 1395 nt
Organism: Amphibalanus amphitrite
Lineage: Eukaryota; Metazoa; Arthropoda; Thecostraca; Balanomorpha; Balanidae
Exons: 5
Coding region: 85-771 (228 amino acids)
Source: RefSeq, a predicted model, not a curated record